GCGCUCGUGAGCGCGGCGGCCUCUGUACGCCUGCGCCGCCGUUGCCGGGCACCCGCCGGCGAAAGGACAACAUAGGAAAGGGGUGGGGGCCGCGGGAACGCCGGAAGGCCACCCUUUACCCGGAAAUGGUUGUAGAGGAACAUGGCGUUGCUGGUGCGAGUCCUUAUCCCUGUAGCAGUUGUGGAUGGAUCAGUCAGACGGCUGAGAUUCAAGUCCUGAAGGCCAGUCAGAAGCUACUCAAGCAAUCCUGGAAGAAAGGAACCGGAUUAACAUUUCCCAGUGGUUUCCAGUAUGCAGCCGAUUGGUACCUGUGUAUUCUACACAGGGACAGUGGGGCAGGGCUCUGUCUGGUACUUUCCAGUGGCCUCAGAUGAGCCAGUCCCUAGAAUGUGGUGGAUCAGAACAGAUUCCUGGGAUAGAUGUUCAGUGGAGUAGGAAGUAUCACACCACAAAUAAGCUUUCUACUACCAAGGAUUCCCCACAGCCUGUUGAGGAGAAGGUUGGUGCCUUCACGAAGAUAAUAGAAGCCAUGGGAUUUACAGGACCUUUGAAAUACAGUAAAUGGAAGAUUAAGAUUGCGGCCCUGCGCAUGUAUACUAGCUGUGUGGAGAAAACUGACUUCGAGGAAUUCUUUCUAAGGUGUCAGAUGCCUGAUACAUUCAAUUCAUGGUUUCUUAUAACUCUGCUUCACGUCUGGAUGUGUCUAGUCCGAAUGAAGCAGGAAGGCCGCAGUGGGAAAUAUAUGUGUCGGAUCAUAGUUCAUUUUAUGUGGGAGGAUGUUGAGCAGCGUGGCAGAGUCAUGGGGGUUAAUUCUUAUAUCCUGAAGAAGAACAUGAUCCUUAUGACAAAUAAUUUCUAUGCAGCAAUCUUGGGAUAUGAUGAGGGGAUCCUUUCAGAUGACCAUGGGCUGGCUGCUGCCCUCUGGAGAACCUUCUUCAACCAAAAAUGUGAAGACCCUCGGCAGCUUGAAUUGUUGGUGGAGUAUGUGAGGAAACAGAUGCAGUACUUGGACUCCAUGAAUGGUGAGGAUCUGCUUCUGACGGGGGAGGUGAGCUGGCGCCCUCUUGUGGAGAAGAAUCCUCAGAGCAUCCUGAAGCCCCAUUCCCCAACUUACAACGACGAGGGUCUUUGAUGGGGGCUGGUGUCUCUGAACAGCUGGCCCGCUGGCUUUGAGGAACUGCCAGGAGAGAGGUGCUUGUUUGGCCCGGAACCCUGCAGAAAGUGGCCUGAACUGACCUUUGAACGGCAUCUGUCAAAUACCUGGCCCCAUUUGUGUUGAUUAUCCUCUUAGUAUGCCCAGGAGUCUGAUCUGGUGGGGUACAGUGCUGGGAGAACCCUUGGCUCUUCUGAGGUAUCCUACCCCCCCGCCCCAGGAGAAGCCUGGAGCAAGAGCUCCCCAGCACACACUCCCCUGGUCCCCUCCAGGAACUGUGAUUGACAGCUUUUCCCAAAGGCCGCAGAGGGAUGGGGAUAGGUCAGCAAGGGGACACUUCCACCAAGGGCCCACCGUGGCCAAGGGGCAGUUUGGAAUGCUGCUGAGUCAAGACGGGUAACCACGCUCUGUCCUCCGGCUUUGAGCCAUGGAGUUGAGUUGGCCAUUAAAAGAUACAGAGACUUA
Messenger RNA from Zalophus californianus (California sea lion), 1618 nucleotides. RefSeq names its product ubiquinol-cytochrome-c reductase complex assembly factor 1. Lineage: Eukaryota; Metazoa; Chordata; Mammalia; Carnivora; Otariidae. Gene Ontology annotation, biological process: mitochondrial respiratory chain complex III assembly. The coding region runs from base 371 to 1132 and encodes 253 amino acids. Gene Ontology annotation, cellular component: mitochondrion. The transcript is spliced from 11 exons. The record is from RefSeq and is a predicted model, not a curated record.